GGAAUUUUAAACAGAAUAAUAAUAAUGGCAACUUCCAUGCGAAACUACAUGUGUGUAAAACGAUUUUGUUAAUAUUGAAAUUUAAGGGGGGAAAAUUCAAACAAUUAUGCCGGGUGAUACAAGAAGAAUUACGGGACCGGAGGUUACAUUCAACCUGUACACAUUCGUAAAAUCUGACGUGAAUGAAGAAACUGUAAAAGCCGAUGCUCGUAGUGAUGGACGCAAAACGGAAGAAGUCCGUCCAUUAUUUUUGCGGGCUGGAGUAACGAGUCAAGCCCAUGGGUCGGCGUAUAUCGAGCAGGGCCAGACGAAGGUUAUCUGUUCAGUGUACGGACCGCGUGAAGUGCUGAGAAAGGAGGACUUCAGCAUGAAAGGACAGCUAACAUGCGAGUUCAAAUUCGCGACAUUUUCGUGUCGCCAACGACGUCAGCAUCAACAGGACAGUCAGGAGAAAGACUACUCUGUGCAGAUACUGGAAGCUCUCGAACCCGCGGUGUGUCUGCACAAGUUCCCUAAAGCUCAGGUUAACAUCUACAUCACUGUCCUGCAAAAUGACGGCAGUGCUCUUGCAGCUUCCAUCACCUGUGCAUCUGUUGCGCUGGCUGAUGCAGAGAUAGAGAUGUAUGAUCUUGUUGCUGGGUGUUCAUCAAGGGUUUUUGGAGGUCAUGUUUUAAUGGACCCCACAGACCAUGAAGAAUAUAGACAACAAUCGAAAAACCAUGAAGGAGGUUCGGUCACGGUUGGGUUGAUGCCGUCUCUCAAUCAGAUCUCUGCCCUGACAUCAAGGGGAGAAAUCGAGUUCAGUCUGGUGAACAAGGCGGUGAAACAGUGUGUCGAGACCUGUCAGAGGUUGUACCCAGUUCUACAAGCAGCCUUAAUGAAAUCAUUGAAACACAAGUUAAAAGAGACAACAUGAAGAAUUGUAUGCUCAAUUAGCAUUAAGCAGACUCGGACCAAGUUGCUAAACCACAAGUUGAAACCUGAAAAAUUAAUCACAUCUUUACUGACUUUCACACUACAAGUUGACACAAGAUGAACAUUAUCUCAUCUAGCAUAAUUAAUAAAAAUCACUUAAAUGAGAUGGCUUGCAAAGUAAUUGCAUCUAGUAGCCUUAGUGAAACUAGAACAUAAUCUAACUUUGAACUACUGUGUAACUCACUUAUAUUUUAUAAUUUUAAACUUUUUUUCUCUUCUGUUCACUGUAAUAAAGAUCCAGUCUGUCCAGAAGGUAGACCGUGAAGUUGACAGUUUGGGUAAAAACUCAAACUGAAAGAGACAUUAGUCUCGUAUAGUCUGGAUGUACUUCUGCUGGAUGUGGCAUGUAUGUACGGUCUGACUGAUACAUCUGGGCAUUUUGGGCAUAUACACCAUAUACGAUUAUUUCAUUUUGCAGACCCACACAAUCAAUUUAGAAGCUCUUAAUUAAAUAUAUUUCUUUUUUUUCUUUUUUUAUUUGGAUUGAAUGCAUGUGCAUCCAGUCUGUAUGACUAUGAGCCUUUACAUGAACGUUAAAUUUUACCAUUUAAUGUACUGGUUGGUACAGUGUCUGUUCAUGAACAGUUCUAGUUCAGGUGAUAUCGGUAGUUUAUUUUUAAAAUGUACAGUAAAUACUGUGGACUUGCCUAUCUUUAAGAUGAUUACAUUAAUUGCAUUUUAUCACAAUGGUUACUCAUUUCUAUUUUUGAUAAAAUAAAGGUUACAUUAAAUAGA
Messenger RNA from Gigantopelta aegis, 1710 nucleotides. RefSeq names its product exosome complex component MTR3-like. Bases 107 to 916 code for a protein of 269 amino acids. The record is from RefSeq and is a predicted model, not a curated record. Lineage: Eukaryota; Metazoa; Mollusca; Gastropoda; Neomphalida; Peltospiridae. The transcript has a single exon. Gene Ontology annotation, biological process: poly(A)-dependent snoRNA 3'-end processing; U4 snRNA 3'-end processing; rRNA catabolic process. Gene Ontology annotation, cellular component: cytoplasmic exosome (RNase complex); nuclear exosome (RNase complex); nucleolus.